AUGGGCUCCAAAGAGGCAAGAUCAGAGAAGCCAGGACUUCUUCGUCUUCGAGGAGUCGCUCCAGGAAGGUUUUCCAGUGGUGCUCGAGGGAUACGAUCUCCACGGCGUGGGCGCUUAUGGGGUUUUGACGUGGGCAAGUAUGGCCUGAAUAUGAAAGGCGCUUGCUUCAUUCUGAACCUGGCGAUCCUCCAUGGGGGUACCUACGAGACCCUCAAGGAUGUGGACGGCAACUUUCAGUCCACGCUGCGACUCACUGACAGAGCUCGAGAAGCUGCCCGGUUGAGGAAUGGGGAGUACAAAGGAGAAGUGUGCCCCACCAAACCAGAGGCAGAGCACUCAGCAGCCCGUGGAUUUUGGGAUGAUCCUCUUGUAAAGGAGAUAGCCGCAAAGCUAGAGCCUUCAAAGAAAGCUCGGAAGAACAGAAAAAUGUGUGCAGAGGCCAAUGCAAAGCGCAAAGCGCUGUAUGGUUAUGGCCCUGGCGGAAAACGCAUCACCAGAGAAGAUAGAAAAGGCGUUGAAAAGGCGCUAUCAGGGCAUCAUGUGCCUUGUGUCGCUGGUGCAGGCUCCGGCUUCGCAAGACGAUUUUCGUUUGACGAUGGCGAUCACGGGACGGCGACGGCGAUGUUCGAGUUUGACUUUGAGCAACUGGAAGAGGAGGAGAGUCCCAGAGAGAAGUUCCAGCCCGGCGAGGUGCUCCGCUCUCGGAGUGCUGCAGUGAUGAGGGAGGAAGCGAGUUUGCAGAGUCAGGUGCUUGCCACGCUCCCAACUGGCGCCAGGGCGCAGGUCCUGCUGUGCUGCGGUCGGCGGCUGCUGGUGGCACUCGAUAGUCCCAGCACCACCGCGUCGCACAUGGAGGGAUGGGUGAGCAGUGAGGCCUUGGACGGCACAGUUCUGUGGGAACGGCUUGGAAAAGUGGACCAAAUGGACGCUAGACCUGCUGAUGUGGAGAUCAGGCCUUUUCGAGAGGCGGAUCGACCAUGGCUCAGGAUCAUUGAAGCCCACGCUUUCAGCAGCGGGGAGCAGUGCUUAGACGCUUAG
Molecule: messenger RNA, 1038 nt
Organism: Cladocopium goreaui
Lineage: Eukaryota; Dinophyceae; Suessiales; Symbiodiniaceae
Source: the annotation of a GenBank genome assembly